AUGAUCCGCCGCGUGGCGCAAUCGACGCGCACGAUUAGAAUUCGCUUCACCCAGCCCCUGCGAGCAAUAACUGUGAGCGGCGAAAGUUCUGGCUCUGCCACCGCCGUAGACGGAAGUUUUGAGGCGCCUCAAAACGAAAGUUCUGGCUCUGCCACCCACCGCCGUAGACGGAACGUCGCCGUUCCUCAAGGCUGCUCCCGGCCCAAACGGAGAUUAACAGCGUCGCUGCCGUCUAUAUAUACCGUCAGAUUCCGUAUUCAGUCAGUCAACACUCGGCGCAUACGAGCACUAUUAGCGCAGCCUCGAGAAGUGAGAUCUGAAAGUAACAAGUUUGUCAUCGACUGUCUCGUUGUUCGCGCAUUCGACGCAGCCAUGGGUGCCCUUCUUCGCUUCGGUUUCGUCCUCGCUCUAACUUUCGCAUGCCUCUCCUCUCUCCACGCGUCGGCAUCGCCGGGAAAGGCGGCCCGUCUCCGUGCCGCCGAGAUUGACGCGAGUUCCAUUCGCGCUCUACAGGCGGCCUACCGCAGUCUGCUGGAAAGCGAGCUUGCGGCGGCUGAUUCAGCAAAUUCGGUGAACCUGGACAUGGCUGCGAGCGGCGGCGGGGAGGAGGAGAAAAUGGCGGCUGACACGGAUCAUGGCGGUGCGGAUGAGUUGCUAACUGAAACAGGGCGAGAGCUGUUUGGCUGGCAGGGCGUGAAGGACAAAUUCAACAACGCCAGAAACAGGGUCAGAAACAGCGUCGACACCGUCCGAAACAAGGUCAAUACCGCCACAAACAAAAUCGCGAAUGGCGCCAGAACGAGUGUCCAGACCGUGAAAAACACGGUCGUGACCGUCGCGAAUGACCCGAAUGUGAAGAGUGCGAUCGCGAAGGCGGGGCGCGCUGCAGGGGAGAUCGCCAAGGAGGCGGUGUCAACGAGCGGGCGCGACGCGCUCGUGAAUGCGCGUGAGGGGUUCGCCUCCGGCGGAGUGGCGGGGGCUGCGGCGGCGGGUGGCGGAACACUCCUGCGCGGCGCAGAGGCCGCGACUCUGCGCCGGAUUCAGAGCCGCGGCGCAGCGCCUGCAGCGUAG
This is a messenger RNA of Closterium sp. Yama58-4, 1071 nucleotides long. The record is from the annotation of a GenBank genome assembly. Lineage: Eukaryota; Viridiplantae; Streptophyta; Zygnematophyceae; Desmidiales; Closteriaceae.